Blepharisma stoltei is the source of this 429-nucleotide messenger RNA. Lineage: Eukaryota; Ciliophora; Heterotrichea; Heterotrichida; Blepharismidae. The record is from the annotation of a GenBank genome assembly.
AUGAAGAACGGAGAAAUUAACUUUACCCGAUACUCGAUAAAAAUUACAAUACCAGGGGAGAUCUCAUUAGAAGAUGCCAUCAGCGAAAUUAGCAAGAAAUGCAGAAUAGUAGAGGUGAUGGUAGAUAACACAAUAGAUACCGGAGAGGAGGAAAUAAUUGUUCAUUUCAGCCCAAACUCGAGGUACUUGCUAUAUGGCGAGUUUGAUAGCUUAGAAUCAGCUCUUGACUUACCAGAUGAGAUUGAAAUAAAAGGUAAAAGUAUAGUACCCCCCCCCUCGUUUGUCGCAUUUUCUAGUUUUUUUUUAAGGGAAAAAAAAAUUUACAGGACCUCGUUUGUCGCAUUUUCUAGUGCAAAUACAUUUGUCGCAAUUUCUAGUUUUUUUAAUUUUUUUUUGAUGUCGCAAAUCUUAGUUUUUUUUAAAAAAUAG